Prosopis cineraria is the source of this 1521-nucleotide messenger RNA. RefSeq names its product probable WRKY transcription factor 40. Gene Ontology annotation, molecular function: sequence-specific DNA binding; DNA-binding transcription factor activity. Gene Ontology annotation, biological process: regulation of DNA-templated transcription. Lineage: Eukaryota; Viridiplantae; Streptophyta; Magnoliopsida; Fabales; Fabaceae. The record is from RefSeq and is a predicted model, not a curated record. Bases 68 to 1198 code for a protein of 376 amino acids. The transcript has 5 exons.
AAGUUUCCUUGUCCAACUUGAGCUUCUGAUUUCUACUAGGAGAGUAGGACCUCUAUAUAAACAUUUCAUGCUUAGUUUAAUCAGAGGUUCAGGAUUUUUAAGGCUUUUAUCUAGAUAUAUAGAGCUGAAGGGAGAUUUUUUUUUUUCUCAAGGGGUUUCAGUUCUCAUAGCUUCUUUUAGAUUAGAUUUGGAUUUGGAAGCUGCUAUGGAUUGUUCAUCUUGGGUCAACACGUCCUUGGAUCUGAACAUUAGACCUCAUCAUCACAUGCUUCAUGAAGAAGUUCCAAAAAAGGAGGUGGAAAGCAAAUUUUUCUCAACUGGGAAGAAAUCUUCUGUAAAAGGAGAGACAAGUGGUGCGUUGGAGGAUGAACUGAAGAGGGUGAGUGCAGAGAACAAGAAGUUGACAGAAAUGCUCACAGAGAUGUGUGAGAAUUACAAUUCUCUUAGAAGACACUUGGCGGAAUACAUGAGAAACAAUCCUCAAAAGGAUCUUCACAACACCAUCCCUUCAAAGAAAAGGAAGCCUGACAGCAGCAGCAACAACAACAACACUAAUAGUAAUCCCGUGGUAAUUAAUGGCACCUCUGAAAGCUGCUCAACUGAUGAAGAAUCAUGCAAGAAACCAAAGGAAGGCUCCAACAAAGCAAAAGUUUCCAAAGCUUAUGUCAGGACUGAAUCAUCUGAUACUAGCCUGAUUGUGAAGGAUGGAUAUCAAUGGAGGAAAUAUGGGCAAAAGGUGACCAGGGAUAACCCUUCUCCAAGAGCAUACUUCAAAUGCUCUUUUGCUCCAAGCUGUCCUGUCAAAAAGAAGGUGCAAAGAAGUGUGGAAGACCAAUCUAUUCUGGUUGCAACAUAUCUAGGUGAGCACAAUCAUCCUCAUCCUUCUCAGAUGGACACCACAACAUCAGGAUCUGGCCGUUUUGUGAACCAAGCUUCAGCUUCCGUACCAUGUUCAUCAGCAUCUCCGACCUCUUCCUCUGCACCGGCAACAAUUACCUUUGACUUGACAAAAGCCAAAUCCAGCAUCAACAACAUGAAUACCACUACCACCUCCACCAAGAACCCUCAAUCGAAAGCUGAUUCGCCGGAAGUCCCUCAGGUUUUGGUGGAACAGAUGGCCUCUUCCUUAACUAAAGAUCCCAAUUUCAGAGCAGCACUUGUUGCUGCCAUUUCGGGAAGAAUGUCCCACAUGAAUUAAAGACCAGUGGAAUUCCAAAGUUGCUUACUUCAACUGGACCAUUCUUUAAUCAUGGGGAUCUCUUUGUUGUAAAUACAGACAAAGGAAGACUGGGACAUGUUCCUAUGUUUGAUCCUUAAUGCGGGGAAAAAGAGGGAGCUGAUCAAGCUCACAAGAAAAGCCCAAAUCAGUCACACAGAUCUUGCAAAAGUCUGUCAAUGUGACUGGAACUUUCUGUCUAGCAGUCUCAUCGUCUCGGAAUCCACUUCUGCUACUUUGUAAUCUGCCUUGUUCCAUGUAGUCUUCUUUUCAUUACAUAAAUGAUUAGAAUAGUGAUGCAAAUA